Messenger RNA from Caenorhabditis auriculariae, 1320 nucleotides. NCBI's taxonomy places the organism in Eukaryota, Metazoa, Nematoda, Chromadorea, Rhabditida, Rhabditidae. The record is from the annotation of a GenBank genome assembly.
AUGACCGACGUCGCCAAAGAAACCAUGAUCGACGAAGUUCUGAAGGAUGUCAUCGCCUCCGUUCGCUCCAACAUUGGGACGAAGAAGCUCUCCGGCACAGCCGCCAAGUACCUGCAGCAGCCUCAACAACUAUCGCUCCAGGAUGACUGCCUCUUCUUCGGUUCCCGCAUCGUCAUCCCAACCACACUCCGCAACCGAAUCCUGAAACAACUACACGAAGGACAUCCCGGAGUGGCACGGAUGAAAGUACUGGCUCGUCAGUACGUCUUCUGGACGAACAUCAACGCCGACAUCGAAUCAUUCGUCAAGAAAUGCCGCAACUGCCAAGAAGCUCAGAAAGCUCCAAUCAAGACGGAACUCUUCUCCUGGCCGAAAGAAGAUCGACCAUGGAACCGCGUCCACAUCGACUACGCUGGCCCAUUUCUGGGGAAGAACUACCUCGUCAUCGUCGACGCCUAUUCGAAAUGGCCCGAGGUCAUCGAGAUGAAAUCGACGACGAGCACCGCCACGAUCAAGCAGCUGACGCAACUCUUCGCGCAGUUUGGAAAUCCGGAAACACUCGUCUCCGACAAUGGCACGCAGUUCACGUCUCAAGAAUUCGCCGACUUCUGCAAGGCAAAUGGAAUCAACCACAUCCGUUCCCCGCCGUACCAUCCUCAAUCGAAUGGACAAGCCGAGCGAUUCGUCGACACCGUCAAGCGCGCUUUGCUGAAAGACAAGGACGACGCCAACUCAUCUGAGACGCUGCAGAAGUUUCUGAUGGUCUACCGCCGUACACCAUGCCCGUCAUCACCGAAUUCUCGUUCACCUGCUGAGAACUUCCUGGGACGACCACUCCGCUCAACGCUCUCGAUGCUCAACCCUCCAAGAAGCAUCCUCAAGAACCGCGACGAGAAGAUGGAACAACAGUUCAACCGUCACCACAACGCUCGUCCGAAGCAGUUCGAACCAGAAGACCUCGUUUGGGUGCGCGACUACCGACUCGGGCAGACGAAAUGGAUCUCUGGACAAGUUCUACUUCGCUUGGGCAACGCGCUGUACGACGUCCUGGUCAACGACAACAUCGUUCGCCGACACGCCAACCAGCUGCGCCGACGCGAAACCGACGACACGCCGACCACGCCCUGGGACGACUUCGACUGGCCGCAACCAUCGUCACCGUCGCCGUCGCAGUCAUCAUCGUCAUCAUCGCCGCCGCCGCCAUCACAGAAGCUGCCACCGUCCGACAACGACGUUCCCGCCACUUUGAGACGCUCCGAACGCCAUCAUCAACCGCCGAAACGACUGAACAUGGACCCCUCUUUGAAGUCUUAUGUUUAG